Messenger RNA from Microcebus murinus (gray mouse lemur), 2062 nucleotides. Lineage: Eukaryota; Metazoa; Chordata; Mammalia; Primates; Cheirogaleidae. The record is from RefSeq and is a predicted model, not a curated record.
AUGCCCGCCGGCCGCCCGGGCCCGGCCGCCCAAUCCGCGCGGCGGCCGCCGCCGCUGCUGCCUCUGCUGCUGCUCUGCGUCCUCGGGGCGCCGCGAGCCGGAUCCGGAGCCCACACGGCCGUGAUCAGCCCGCAGGACCCCACGCUCCUCAUCGGCUCCUCCCUGCAGGCCACGUGCUCAGUGCACGGGGACCCCCCCGGGGCCACGGCCGAGGGUCUCUACUGGACCCUCAAUGGGCGCCGCCUGGCCCCCGAGCUCUCCCGCGUGCUCAAUGCCUCCACCCUGGCCCUGGCCCUGGCCAACCUCAACGGGUCCAGGCAGCAGUCGGGGGACAACCUCGUGUGCCACGCCCGGGACGGCAGCAUCCUUGCCGGCUCCUGCCUCUAUGUCGGCCUGCCCCCCGAGAAACCCUUCAACAUCAGCUGCUGGUCCAAGAACAUGAAGGACCUGACCUGCCGCUGGACGCCCGGAGCCCACGGGGAGACCUUCCUCCACACCAACUACUCCCUCAAGUACAAGCUGAGGUGGUAUGGGCAGGACAACACCUGUGAGGAGUACCACACGGUGGGGCCUCACUCCUGCCACGUUCCCAAGGACCUGGCACUCUUCACGCCUUACGAGAUCUGGGUGGAGGCCACCAACCGCCUGGGCUCUGCGCGUUCGGACGUGCUCACGCUGGACAUCUUGGAUGUGGUGACCACGGACCCCCCACCUGAUGUGCACGUGAGCCGCGUCGGGGGCCUGGAGGACCAGCUGAGCGUGCGCUGGGUCUCGCCACCAGCCCUCAAGGAUUUCCUCUUUCAAGCCAAGUACCAGAUCCGCUACCGCGUGGAGGACAGUGUGGACUGGAAGGUGGUGGAUGACGUCAGCAAUCAGACCUCGUGCCGCCUGGCGGGCCUGAAGCCCGGCACGGUCUACUUCGUGCAAGUGCGCUGCAACCCGUUCGGAAUCUACGGCUCCAAGAAGGCUGGGAUCUGGAGCGAGUGGAGCCACCCCACGGCCGCCUCCACCCCCCGCAGCGGUGAGCGCGCCAGCAGGGCAGGGCCGGGCAGCCCCCGAGCCACCCCCAGCCGGCCUGAGCCCCCGUUUCCUUGUUUGCUCCAAGAGAGCAGGGGGUCUCCAACUGGUGGCCCCAGCAGGGCCAAAAUGUGGUCCCUGGCUCUACUACUGUCUUUGGCCUGUCAUUGGGACAGGAAAAGUGUGACCUACUUGCGGAAACUUAAAAACAGGAAGUUUUUGCACAGAUAUCCUCCAUCCCCUAGAAAAAUCAAUUCUCCAGAAAGGGCAGCAAGACACAGCCCACGGCCCCCACUAGCAGCCCUCACUCUCCAUUUGCCCACCGCCACCUGGCCUGCUUUGCCCACUUAAAUUCCUUCCUCAGGCCUCAGAGCAAGUGAGUUUGAGACCCCUGCUUCCUAGGCCGUUAGGCUGCCAGCUCCCCGUCCGAUGGGACUCAGUUUCCCCUUCUGAUCAGGGUGGGGGGAUGGGAAUGAUCAGGAGUCCGGGUCUGCUUCCUCUUGCUGUCUGGGCUUCCUCUGAGCCUGUGGACUUCCCUUCUUUCCUUUGUGAAAUGAAACGGAAUCCUCGCUUGGAUUGCCUAGCCUCAGUUUCCCCAUCCGGGAAGUCAGGACAAGAACCACACCUGCCUCGGGCUCUUGUGAGGGUUGGAUGACAUAAUUCCCCGUGACAGGUGCCCACAUGGUGGGUGCCACCUAAGCGUUUGGGGGCAGUACCAGUCCCUGCUACCCCCACCACUGCAGGGGGGACCCCUUUUUCCUCAGGUGAGGACGUUGGGACCCCAGGAGGUCGCACAGAGAUCUGAAUUCGGUUCACUGGAAGUCCAAGCCCAUGCUCAUGGGGACGGUGGGGAAACUGAGGCCCGGGGAGGGUCCCAGAGCCAGAGAGGGGCAGAGCCGGGCUCCAGCCCGCAAUCCAGCCCCUAUCCCGGGCCCCUCCAGGUUCAGGGGUGGGCGGGAGCGAGCGCGGCCGGGCGGGGCCUGAGCCUUGGCCCCUGCUCGUGCCCAGCACCUGCGAAUCUUGCACGGGAGCCAGCAGGCGCUGC